This is a messenger RNA of Suricata suricatta (meerkat), 992 nucleotides long. Its product is annotated as membrane-spanning 4-domains subfamily A member 4A-like. The record is from RefSeq and is a predicted model, not a curated record. The coding region runs from base 113 to 778 and encodes 221 amino acids. The transcript is spliced from 7 exons. Lineage: Eukaryota; Metazoa; Chordata; Mammalia; Carnivora; Herpestidae. Gene Ontology annotation, cellular component: Golgi apparatus; membrane.
GAUUUGACCCGAGUGAGGGGUGUAGCAGGGGCAGGCGCUUGCCAGAGUCUCCGGCGCUCAUAAGACACACUGCAGAUACUGCAGUCUUGAAGAAAGCCCCUUUCCUGCUGUCAUGGCAACCAUGCACGGACAAGAAGAAACCACGCUAGAGGCUGGCCCUGGUAGGUACCAGCCGGAGCAGUCUGCUGUUAUCCAGUCACAUCUGUGGAAAAGAAUGCCCGAGAAGUUUAUGAAGGGGGAGCCUAAAGUCCUUGGGGUCGUGCAGAUCCUGAUUGCCACGGUGAACUUUAGCUUGGAAAUGAUAAAGAUGAGUGCCACAUUGACAUUUUCUUAUCACUCACAUUUUGUUUCAGUUCAGGAUGUGAGCAAAAUUCUGGGGCCUGUGAUGUUUAUUAUUUCAGGAUCCUUGUCAGUUGUAGCAGGAGUUAGAACUACAAAAGGUCUGAUCCAGACUAGCCUGGCAUUAAACAUCUUCAGUUCUGUCAUGGCUGGAGCAAUGCUCUACUUCGCUAUCCCUGACUUGGAUGAGUUUAAAGGGUUUAUCUACUCCUGCAGAUUUCAGCACAGGUUUGAGAGUUGUGCCAUGGCCAUGUCCAUUUUAGCGAGUCCGAAUAUUCUGGUGUUUCUUUUGAACAUCCUAGAGUUCUUCAUUGCUCUGUCCCUAGCUGCCUUUGGAUGCAAAGUCACCUGCUGUAAUCCUGGCGGGGUUGUGUUCAUUAUGCCAUCAAAACCCGACAAGGCAGAAGCAGCAUCUCCCGCACCAUUUACAGAGCUCUGAUGUCGCCAACUGAUCACCAGCAAAGUGUUCCAGAAAACCUGUCCUGCCAGUUGUACAAGAAUGCCACCUGGGAAAGCACCAGAAUCCAGCUCUGAUAUGUACAGCUAUAUUUCAGAAUCAUAUUCUCUUUUUCCCCCCAAGACCCCAACAACCCAUUUACUGGCUCUUUAUCAACAAUAGCAGAAAUUGAAUAAAUAAAUCAUACAUUUAAUGA